AUGAUUGAUCAGCUAAUAAUAUGGGCGGGUUUUGGAUCUUGGUGGUUCAGUAGAAGUAGAGCCGGCAACGCCGACCGCAGAGCCGGCAGCGCCGCCCUCAGAGCCGGCAGCGCCGCCCUCAGAGCCGGCAACGCCGACCGCAGAGCCAGCAGCGCCGACCGCAGAGCCGGCAGCGCCGACCGCAGAGCCGGCAGCGCCGACCGCAGAGCCGGCAACGCCGCCCUCAGAGCCGGCAUCGCCGCCCUCAGAGCCGGCAACGCCGACCGCAGAGCCGGCAGCGCCGACCGCACAGCCGGCAGCGCCGCCCUCAGAGCCGGCAACGCCGCCCUCAGAGCCGGCAACGCCGCCCUCAGAGCCGGCAACGCCGCCCUCAGAGCCGGCAACGCCGCCCUCAGAGCCGGCAACGCCGCCCUCAGAGCCGGCAACGCCGCCCUCAGAGCCGGCAACGCCAACUCUGGAAUAUUUUAUCUCGCAUGUAAACUGAGAGAUCUUGACGACCUCGAAACGGCACUCGAGGUCGUCACUCGAGACGGCACUCGAGGUCGUCACUCGAGACGGCACUCGAGGUCGUCACUCGAGACGGCACUCGAGGUCGUCACUCGAGACGGCACUCGAGGUCGUCACUCGAGACGGCACUCGAGGUCGUCACUCGAGACGGCACUCGAGGUCGUCACUCGAGACGGCACUCGAGGUCGUCACUCGAGACGGCACUCGAGGUCGUCACUCGAGACGGCACUCGAGGUCGUCACUCGAGGUCGUCACUCGAGACGGCACUCGAGGUCGUCCUCGAGACGGCACUCGAGGUCGUCCUCGAAACGGCACUCGAGGUCGUCCUCGAAACAGCACUCGAGGUCCUCCUCGAAACAGCACUCGAGGUCGUCCUCGAAACAGCACUCGAGGUCGUCCUCGAAACAGCAUUCGAGGUCGUCCUCGAAACAGUACUCGAGGUCGUCCUCGAAAUCCUCCUCGAGAUCGUCCUCGAAAUCCUCCUCGAGGUCGUCCUCGAAAUCCUCCUCGAGGCCGUCCUUAAGGACAUUACUCUCGCAAGAGUUCUUUCCAUCCUCCUCAACCUUAAAUGAAUAA
Molecule: messenger RNA, 1083 nt
Organism: Procambarus clarkii (red swamp crayfish)
Lineage: Eukaryota; Metazoa; Arthropoda; Malacostraca; Decapoda; Cambaridae
Source: RefSeq, a predicted model, not a curated record